AUGAAGGGAUGGGAGGAUGGAAUGUAUCCUUCGGGAGCGACAUUUCCUGCCGGAUACAAGUUUGGAGACGGCAACGUGUUUGGGAAGAACUCUGUAUUUGGAGCAGGGGAUACAUUUGGUGAUAAGAACGUGUUUGGGAAGGGGAGCAUCUUCGGCGCUGGGUCCAAGUUUGGUGAUAAGAACAACUUUGCUAAGAACCAGAGGUUUCAAUCGGGCACGACGCUGGGAAAUGAUGAGACCAUUGGCGCUCAUUCCGUGAUCGGCGAAGGAAGCAUCAUCGGCGACAGAAACCAGUUUGGAAACGAUGUUGUAUUUGCAAAGCGAGUCUCACUGGGGAAAGAGAACAUGUUCGGACCUUAUGAUCAGUUUGGAUCACACGAUCAACUGGGAAAGAACAACGAGUUUGGUCGUGGUGCCAUGUUCGGGCGCGAGAUAGUCUUUGGAAAGGGCGAGGAGUUUGGGUCUCGAAGCAGCUUCGUAGAACCUGAGCAUCUUCAAGGACAUGAUGAGUUCGGCACUCGCAACUGGGGCCUGCAGGAAUCGGACCUUCCCAAGAGCGACAAGGAACCUUGGACGCGAGCUGCUGCCGCUAGUCCAGAAUACGAACCGGACAGGGAGAUUCAAAACAAGGUGUUGAGUUUGGCAAGGAAGAAUGCUAAACAGGCAGCAACAAAGGACUCUAAGAAGUUGUCUUUGAAGGCAAUUGAGAAGGCUGUCGAACAAGCUUCAGCGCAAGCGAAGCGGCUAGAGAGAAUUGCCAGGCAAGUAGCACGAAAGUAG
Guillardia theta CCMP2712 is the source of this 780-nucleotide messenger RNA. RefSeq lists its product as hypothetical. The record is from RefSeq and is a predicted model, not a curated record. The transcript is spliced from 9 exons. Bases 1 to 780 code for a protein of 259 amino acids. NCBI's taxonomy places the organism in Eukaryota, Cryptophyceae, Pyrenomonadales, Geminigeraceae.